Messenger RNA from Toxorhynchites rutilus septentrionalis, 1810 nucleotides. RefSeq names its product zinc finger Ran-binding domain-containing protein 2. The record is from RefSeq and is a predicted model, not a curated record. NCBI's taxonomy places the organism in Eukaryota, Metazoa, Arthropoda, Insecta, Diptera, Culicidae. The transcript has 4 exons. Gene Ontology annotation, molecular function: lipopolysaccharide binding; RNA binding. Gene Ontology annotation, biological process: RNA processing. The coding region runs from base 87 to 947 and encodes 286 amino acids.
UUUGACAAUGCAGAAAUAGAAAUUAUCUCUGCUAGUGAAGAAAGCUAGGGCUUUCGGUCACUAUUUUCCUGUUUGAUCGUAAAUAAAUGACAACGAACCAUAAAUUCGAGGAAAAUCGCCGAACAACCGGUUCUAGCAAGGAUGGCGACUGGAUUUGUUCGGAUUCCGAGUGCAAAAACUCAAACUUUGCUCGUCGGAAUAAAUGCAACCGGUGCGGCCGUGAACGGGUUCACCUCCAAGGAUUUGAAAAAUGUCACAACAGCAGCAGUUCAAGCAAUAUGGAAUCAGUUCCUCACACAGGGAGUAAGAAAAAGGUUGGCAUUGAAAUCGGAAAAGUUGCGGCUGAGAAAUCGAGAGGACUGUUUAGCGCCGAAGAUUGGCAGUGUAGCAAAUGCGCCAAUGUGAACUGGGCCCGACGCCACACAUGCAAUCUUUGCAACGCUCCGCGAUUUUGCGAAGUAGAGGAACGUACCGGCUAUGGAGGAGGUUAUAAUGAUCGAGGAACCGUAGAAUACAAAGAACGCGAAGAGUCUGAUGACGAAUAUGAUGAAUUCGGUCGCAGGAGGAAAAAGAGGAAAAUAAGUAACGAUGGUCUGAACAAGUCAACCAACGAGGGAAGCCCCGAAAUACCCCGGAAAAAAACAUUUCAUUCUACCGGUGAAAACGAUGAUGAUGACGAAGAAGAUGAUGAAGAUGGUGAUCUCUCGAAAUACGAUUUAUGGGGAUCAGAUGACCAAGAACUGAUGAAAGACAAUAUCAGCCAUACCAAAAGAAAACAUUCACAUGCUUCGCCAACGACUUCUAGGUACUCUCGCUCCAGAUCUAGAUCAACAAGUCCACAUGAAAAAAGCGAUCGUAAUCGCAGUCAUCAACCCAACAUUCGUAUACGGUCGAGGUCUCGUUCAUCGCAGAAAAUGGAAUGCAGCAGCUCAUCCUUUCGUCAUUAACCACUUGCGACGCAAAGAAAUUAACGGUUAAACGUGUCAGAACAGUCGAAUGCAAAUCAACAUUCUCUGCAACAAACGCCUGACGACGACGUUUUUGACACUUCGCUGGCGUUUCGGUAACAGAAGCAUCUCGACGUGUGCGUGGCCGUAUUUCCAUUGCAAAUGGUUAACAUCCACAUAAUCGGAUAUGGUAAUAUAGAUCAUCGUGAAAAGCAGACGCUUCGUGCUUCCUUUUUCUUCUAAUUAUUCUGUUUCCAAUCUUGUUGAAUACAUUACAAGCUCUUGCAUCCAUAUGUAUAUAAAAAGCAAUUUAAAGAUAGAACAUCAGCUUCUUGAAUUUCGGAACACACUAUCCGUCUGCUUAAUAUUAUAAUCUAUGUUCAAUUAAUAUAGAAAAUUCAAAUCAUGCAAAUAAGAAAAAAUCGUAAAAUUAAAACCAUCCCAAACUAAAAUUGCGGAUUCAUACACUUGCUUUCGAAAAUUCUGGUUGAAUACAGCUGAACGAAAAUAUUCAAUGUACUGGUUAUUUGUUUCAGGUAAAUGUUUUAACCCGAUACUAAAUAUGUUUUAUAUCCAUCCAAUACUCUUGAAGCUCACAGCAAUCAAAAAUGUAAGUACAGGAAACAUAUAUCACGUCGAGAAGACUAUCUGAAAUAAAAAAGAACUUGUAAAACAAUCAGAUCAUCCCAUUCUAGAAAGGCUUUGCUUUGGAGCGCACGUUGUGUGAACUUCGUUCAUUUGAUUAAGGAAAAAUCAGAAUUUUGACUCUAAAAUGAUGAGUAUUUCAAUUAGUUCUCAAAGUUUCAUUCAUUUAUUGAAUUUGUUUGGUAACUACAACUUAAUACCGAAUAUACUGUAUAGUA